This is a messenger RNA of Manihot esculenta (cassava), 1909 nucleotides long. Its product is annotated as WUSCHEL-related homeobox 1. The record is from RefSeq and is a predicted model, not a curated record. Gene Ontology annotation, biological process: plant organ development. Gene Ontology annotation, molecular function: DNA binding; DNA-binding transcription factor activity. The transcript is spliced from 4 exons. NCBI's taxonomy places the organism in Eukaryota, Viridiplantae, Streptophyta, Magnoliopsida, Malpighiales, Euphorbiaceae. Bases 449 to 1624 code for a protein of 391 amino acids.
CUAUCUAUCUCGUUGGAGACGUGGAUGAGAAUAUAGAGAGAAUCAUCAUCAAUCCCCAUCUCUUUUCAAAACUCGAUUCUUCCACCAUAUUUUCAGCUCAGCUAACACUUUCCAAAACUAGAACUCUCUUUAUUAGCCUCUUCUCUUCUCUUCUCUUCUUUUGCAUCUCUUCUGAGUCAUCUUCUUGCUUUGUUUGCAUGUUAUAUUCCUCUUCUUGAUAACCCAUCACCAUUUCUGCAGCCCUAUCAUAUCAGCACACACAUUCCCCUCUGAGGAAAUAAGAGAGAACCUAUUUAUUACUCUUCUUUUUCGUCUUCGUCUUCUUCUUGCUUUUAUUGCCCACUUCUGCAGCUAAAACUCCCUUACUGUAUACGUUUUCAUUGAGAGAGAGACAAAAGAAUUUAGUACCCUGUUUCUUGUUUAAGAUUUUAGCUGCAUCUAUAUCAAAAUGUGGAUGAUGGGUUACAGCGAUGGUGGUGAGUUCAACGUGCCAGAUUCCUUCAAUGGGAGAAAGCUUAGGCCACUCAUUCCAAGGAAUCCACCACUGCCUCCUUCUCCAAACAAUACCUCAAAUUCUAGCCCUCCUACACUUAGUCUUCUCCAUGGCAAUGAAUUCUUCUCACUAAAUCACCAUCUGGCAUCUAUGGCUGAUCAAAGCAAAAGAGAUUUCCAUACACAACCAGUUGUAGUGAGCUCGAGAUGGAAUCCAACACCAGAACAGUUAAGGACACUGGAAGAGCUAUAUCGAAGGGGAACAAGAACUCCAUCAGCAGAACAAAUUCAACACAUCACAGCACAGCUUCGAAGAUAUGGAAAGAUUGAAGGGAAGAAUGUGUUCUACUGGUUUCAAAAUCACAAAGCAAGAGAACGGCAAAAGCGACGUCGUCAAAUGGAAUCUACAGCUCCUGAUCAUCAUCACGAGCAGCAGCAGAACCGUGAAAUAGAAAUCCAUGGGAAGAAAGAAUCAGGAACAAAUAGGACAGUUUAUGAAGGUGAACAGACCAAGAACUGGGCUCCCUCUACAAACUGCAGUGCACUACCAGAGGAAGCAAUGUCAAUGCAAAUUAGGGCAGCAAAAGGACUAGUGACAGAAUGUAAAGGAGAAGAAUGGAACCAAUUUGAUGAAGUAGAAUUACAGCGAAGGAGAAGCUUUAUGGAAAGGAAUGCCACGUGGCAGAUGAUGCAGUUGUCUUCCACCUACCUCAUAAACACCAGUUGCUCUAGUACUACAACAACAACAAGUAGAAUCCUAGCAGAAGCUGAAGCAGAAGCAACAGCAUCAACGCCUACAGUAUUAGCAGCUGGAGGAUCAAUAAGAAGAUCAAUGGAUCCAAACAAGCAGCUCAUCAAGACCCAUAAUGAUCUUAAUAUCUUCAUAGCUCCUUACAGAGAAAAUAGCAUUGGGCAUGGCCUUAUUAACCACUUCAUCAGCAAUGAAGAAGAUCAUAAUGGGUGUGGGGAUUCUCAUCAAACACUUCAACUCUUUCCUCUUUGUAGUAGUGGUGGUGGUGAGAGCAUUAAUGACAAAGAGACAGAGAAUUCAUCAGCUUCUGUUGCUGCAGCUAUGAAUGCCAACUUCACUACUACUCACCAGUUUUUUGAGUUCCUUCCAUUGAAGAACUAAUUACUUAUCCACCAAGUUUUUUUCUUUUUUCUUUUUCUGCAUUCUUCUUUAUUAGAAUUUUGCUAUGUAUGUAAAAUGAUGGGUUGGGUAGGGUUAUGGAUUUUUGUAUUUUUGUUGGAAAUUGGAAACUGCUUUUUUUUUUUUUCUUUUUUCUUGAAGAUGAUGUUUACAUUUCAUGGAAUUGGUGGAAUGGUCUGUGUGGGGUUAUGAAAGAAGGGAUUGCCCUAAAAUGCAUUUGGACCAUGUUGGUUGAAUCAAUUAAGAAACUACAUUUAAGAGGGGAUU